GGCCGCCUUCAGGACCAGUGACUCCGCUAACCGGAUGGGGGUCUGCAACUGUACGGUGUGGGAUGCUUCAUUAUCAUCACACACACAUGCACAAAUCAAUACUGUGACCGAAUGGCAUUAAAUGUCACGGGGUGCAAAUGCGUUUCAUUUCGUCCGUUAAACCAACACGGAUUGUAAAUCACUAUCAGUUGUAUUCAUCAUAUAUAGUGGCAACCCGUGCGCUCUUCAGAUCACCUCCGCACUUCAGCGCGGUUUAUACCGUUUUUUUUUGUCAGCACAAUGAAAGUUACAGUGGAUUUUGAGGAAUGCCUGAAAGAUUCGCCACGUUUCCGGGCCACAAUAGAGGAUGUGGAGGAAGACUUUGGAGAACUGGAGUCAAAACUUGACAAGCUGGUGAAGUUGUGUAUUGGGAUGAUAGACGCCGGAAGAGUUUAUAAUCAGGCCAACAAGCAAUUUGUGAAUGGAAUCCGAGAUCUAGCUUUACAGUCAACCAGAGACGAAGUCAUCGGGUCCAGUUUAGCAGCAUUUUCUGAGACUCUGCAGGAGAUGAACAACUAUCAUACAAUUUUAUUCGAUCAAGCUCAGAGGUCCAUCAGGUCCCAGCUUCAGACUUUUGUGAAGGAAGACUUGAGAAAGUUUAAAGAUGCCAAGAAGCAGUUUGAUAAGGUGAGCGAAGAGAAGGAGGUGGCGCUGGUAAAAAAUGCUCAGGUGCCUCGUAAUAAACUACACGAGGUCGAAGAGGCCACCAACAUCCUGACCACAACACAGAAGUUCUUCCGUAACAUCGCCCUGGACUACGUGCUGCAGAUAAAUGUCCUUCAGUCAAAGAGAAGAUUGGAAAUCCUCAAAUCUAUGCUGGCCUAUAUGAAUGCCAACCUCACCUUUUUCAAUCAAGGACAUGAUUUGUUUAGCCAGCUCCAGCCAUUAAUGAAGCAGCUCAGUGGUCAGCUGGAUCAGCUGGUGGUGGAUUCAGCAAAGGAGAAAAGAGACAUGGAGCAAAAACACUCGUCUAUCCAACAGAAGGCUGCUUUGCAGGAUUUCUCCACUGAAGACUCUAAACUGGAGUAUAAUAUAGACACUGAUAAUGGAAUAGCUAUGGAGGGAUACCUCUUCAAAAGAGCAAGCAAUGCCUUUAAAACCUGGAACAGACGGUGGUUUUCUAUUCAAAACAGUCAGCUGGUUUAUCAGAAGAGGUUCAGGGAUAACCCCACUGUGGUGGUAGAAGAUCUGAGACUCUGCACUGUUAAGCACUGUGAGGACGUGGAGAGACGCUUCUGUUUCGAAGUGCUGUCUCCGUCAAAGAGCUGUAUGAUGCAGGCGGACUCGGAGAAGCUGAGACAGGCCUGGAUCAAAGCUGUGCAGAGCAGCAUUGCCUCGGCCUACAGAGAGAACGAAGACGAAAUUAUUAGUCUCGACAGGCAGUCGUCAGCCUCUCUGGGCAGUCUGGACUCCGGCUGUGAGUCUGUGAAGCUGGUUAAAGGUGAGAGUGCUCUUCAGCGGGUGCUGGCCAUCCCGGGCAAUGAGUUCUGCUGUGACUGUGGCCAGAGUGACCCCCGCUGGGCCAGCAUUAACCUCUGCAUCACCCUCUGCAUCGAGUGCUCGGGCAUUCACAGGAGUUUAGGAGUUCACAAUUCAAAGGUGCGAUCUCUCACACUCGACACAUGGGAGCCAGAACUGCUGAAGUUGAUGUGUGAGCUGGGAAAUGAUGUUAUUAAUCAGAUCUAUGAAGCGCACAGAGAAGAGAAUGGUGGCAAGAAGCCUCAGCCUGGAGAUCCCAGACGGGAAAUUGAAGCCUUUAUUCGUGCUAAGUAUGUAGACAAAAGGUUUGUCCUAAAGCCUACGGAGCAGGAGCAAAUGGAAAAGAUCAUGACGCUGAGGAAACAUGACAAACGCAUGCAGGGAAACAUGGAGUUUCUGCCACCUCGUCCUCCCCCUCCGACACCCAAACUCCGAACUGCCUCCAACGCCUCAGUAGCUUCCCUUAGUGGGCAGGAGGUGCGACGGGAUUCGCUUUUCUGCCCUGAUGAGCUUGAUUCACUGUUUUCCUACUUUGACACAUCCUCAAAGUUGCAAAACUUGAAGAGAGCGGACAGCGGGAUUCAGAACAGUGCAGACGGGAGCAGAGAGAUGUUGGCCUCCACCCCCUCCAGCUCCAGCCUGAGUGAAACAGAUCUUCCAGAGUCAGAGGCGGCAGCAAAUCAGGCCGAGCGUUCUCCUGUGUUCUCCAAGCUGACUAAUUUCUCCGCAGACUCUCUUCUUUACUGGGCGUCGUGUGCAUGCAGCCUUAAAGACAUGGCACAGGCUCUGGCACACGGAGCUGACAUCAACUGGGUCAAUCUAGAAGACAGCAGUCGCACCCCGCUAAUACAAGCAGUACAAGGGGGUUCUCUGAUCAGCUGCGAAUUCCUGCUUCAAAAUGCUGCCUGUGUGGACCAGCAGGACAUUCGUGGCAGAGGACCACUGCAUCAUGCCACCAUUCUGGGCCAUACCGGUCAGGUGUGUUUGUUCCUAAAACGAGGAGCCAAGCAGAACACCGUGGACACUGAUAGCAGAAGCCCGCUGUCCAUUGCAGUGGAGGCUGCAAACGCAGACAUCGUCACUCUGUUACGUUUGGCAAAGAUGAAUGAGGAAAUGAGAGGAUCCGAAGGAGCGUUUGGCCAGGCUGGUCAAUACUCUCUCUCUCAGAGUCACACCGAGCAACAGUAUAAAAAAUGCAUUCAAGAGUUUAUAAGUUUGCACUUACAGGAGUCCUAGACUGGAACGGAUCGUACAUUGUAGACUGGACAAACAUCUUUUAGAUGUCUUUCAAACAUCCAAGCCAUAUUUAUUGUUUCUGAGGCCACGUGUGUGACAUCACCUGCCAGCCAGUAGCCACCAGACAGCACAAAUUCCUAUCUCUUACUACAAAACUCCAAACACUGACAAGUUUUUUAAGUUUCCUAAUUUUGUAGUCAUUUUGUAAAAAGAGUCAUGUUAAAGACUGCACUGGUGCUUGUUUCCUCAACGAUCUCUUGGUCUGUUCUAUUUAAGAAAACACAUGAACAGCACAGAACUUCAAAACUUAAAAAGGUGCUUGCUUGUUCCAGUUAAGCCAAUAUGGUUGCUGUCUCUGUUGUAGCUAGUCUAAAGAAUGUUUUAUGUCCUGGAGUUCGUUCUUCAUUUGAGAUUGUGCCAGAUUGUUUAUUAUGACAACUAAUCACUGACAAAAUUCCCUCAAAAAAGUUCGAUUAAAUCAAUCGAAUCUUAUUUAAGUUAAAUGAGAUUGCUGCAGUAUGUGUGCUUGCGUUCAUUGGGAAGGGCAGAUAUAUCGAUCCUAGAAACUAUUAUCAACAAUGGGGUGAUUCGUUGGCGGCAAAGAUUUUAGUGUAACGAUAUCAUAUAGUUAAUGAGCAAAAUUACAUAAAAGAUGUCAUUGAUAAAACAUUUUAAAAUGGAACUCAAUACAGUCUACUCUGCACACUU
Danio rerio (zebrafish) is the source of this 3462-nucleotide messenger RNA. The record is from RefSeq and is a predicted model, not a curated record. Lineage: Eukaryota; Metazoa; Chordata; Actinopteri; Cypriniformes; Danionidae.